GAGCAUGUGGCUGGGAGAGAAGCAGAGAGAGGCCGAAAUGGUCUGGGAGUGCAGCUGAGGACAGGCCAAAGGGCAGCUCUGUUGGGGACAAGCCAAGGUGCACUGGAAGCACCACUGAGGGGGUAUUGCCUGGGUUUAUCACUGACCUCCUGGAGACUUGACUGGCAUUCCUCCUCCUCCUCCCUCCCCUGCCCCCAGCCCUAUCAACACACAGCCACAGUGAGUAUCCGGGCUCUCCAGCUGCCCGGCAGAACCCCAGGGGCUGGGCUGCAGGUAAUCUCGCUCCGGCCCUCCAAGAGCCCUCCAGACCCCAGCCUGGCCAGCAGCCUGUCUGGCUCACUCCAUGGAAGAGAAGCCCUCCCACUCAUCCCACUGCAGGAACCUGAUCCUGCCCUUCAGUGUAGGAACCAAGGUAGCUUUAGCCUCUGGCCUCAGGGCUGAGCUUACACGUGUCGGCAGAGGACUGCUCAGUGGAGUGGAGCAGCCUCUGAGGGGUUCUGGGAUGGCAACGCCCUGCAGUGCAACGCUGAUCUGAGCAGCCGCCCUGGCCCAUUCAGGCCUGGAAAGCGAGACUGGGAGUUAGCUAGAAGCAAAACAUGGCUUAACCUGUGACCGGGAGCCCAGACAGGCUGACCUACCGGCACAGUCUAGCUAUUUCUAGCGCGCCUAUUGCUAUAAUAGCUAGGUACAGGCUUCCAAUCCCAACUUUGCCACUGACUAGCUUGGUGACCUUGGACUAGUCACAUGGCUGCUCUGUGCCUCAGUUUCCCUGUCUCCAGAAUGGGGCAGCGUGGGGGCAGAUAUUGAAUAUGGUAGCACCGGUGAAGAUUGGAGAGAAGAUGCCAUAGAAAAGCACACAGAUUUCCUAAAAUCAUAAUAAUUAAUAUAUUUCUUUCCUGUUCUAGCUGCCCCAUGAGUCAGGCACAGGCCCGUUCUCAUUUCACCUGGCCCGUCCUUCCUUGUGCCUUGGCAUCAGUGUUCCAGGCAGGAAUCCCACAGAGCACCCAGUAACUUGCUUCUGUGCCCAGAACAGUCGGAAGAUCCUCAGCCUGAGCCUUCACCUUUGCUGUUGUGGUUUUUAAGCCGUAUUACCUCAGGAUUCAGGCAUUUGUCCUGAAAUCCCCCUUCGGCUCCUGUGACCUGCUACCUCAUCUGCGAGCCGGCUCCCACGCUAGCAGACGGAGGGGGCGGAAAGAGGGAAGACGGAGGACAGCGGAUUAACACUAAUCCACAUAUUUGCUUACUUUCAGCCGCACAAGAGCUCUGGGCAGCAGCAGCCAGGGUGACACCAGACACCAGCUCUGCUGUCCUAUCUGUCCAGGCCCAAGCGGGGCUGCUCCCACCCCCCACACCUUGGGGCUUUUCCUGAAGAGAGAACUGAGGAUCCAGAGGCCUCAUCUGAUAGCAGACGCUGCCGGUGGAAAGCAGGCUCAGAAAAGCCUUCCUGGGAAGUUUAAUGAGUGCUGUGGAGAGCAAUUAUCCAGGAGCGCCGAACCAGAGAAAAGACAGGUCCACGCUCCCCACCAGCAGCUCUAAGGCAUCUCCACAGAUCGGGAGCAGGGGCUGGUCUUGGGAGCAUCUCCAGCCCCGGGCACAACACGGCCAAAAGGAAGGGGUAGCAUGAACGAUGGGGCGUCUGGGGCUGUGACAAGCCACUGAAGGCCAGUUUCUUGUGUUCUAGGGGAGAGGGCGUGGAGUAACAACGGGGUGUGACAUGAGUCUUGGGAAGCUACCGGUGAUCGGCUGGGUGUCAGGCUCCCACAGCAAACGCCGGUUGAAAUCGGAGCUGACACCGGACAUGAUCAGCCCACCGCUGGCGGACUUCCGGCACACCAUGCAUGUGGGGCGCGGUGGGGAUGUCUUCGGGGACACCUCCUUCCUCAGCAACCACGGGGGCACCGAGGCAGCCAAAGCCAACAACUUCUUUGCCCGUACCCUGCGGCAUGUGCGGAAGGUACCCUUGAGGAACCGGGGCAGUGGGGGCAAAGCUGAAGCCUCGCCUGCUCCCCCAGCCAUCUCGCCCAUCAUCAAGAAUGCUGUGUCGCUGCCACAGCUUAACGAAGGGACCUAUGGGGGUGACAGCCUGGCUGGGAAGUUUGCCUUCAAGCGCACUGCAAACAACAUGUCUGAUACACACUAUGCUUACGGGCUGGAGUCCGGGUUCUGCACCAUCCCGCGGGUGCCGCGCUCGGAGAAGGCCCGCGAGAGCUCCUUGCCCGCCGAAGCGGAGCUGCAGCGCUCGGACUCCCUGCUCUCCUUCCGCCUGGACCUCGGGCCCUCCCUAAUGAGCGAGCUCCUCCAGGUCAUGAGCUUCUCCAACGCCAUGGACAGCACUGGCAAGAGGAAGGAGCAUGAGGAAGAGCAGGCCCUGGCCGGUUGCCAGGCAGCAUCACCCCUCACCCUGCAUGGGGAGUGGCUUUUUUAUCGGGGACACCCCACGACCAGUGUAUACAGGGCGACAUGGCAGAAAGCCCCUGGGGCCGCUGCAGGCAGGGAGCCAACUCCCCAGUGGGACACUUGGUGCAUGCUAAUGGAGAUGCUCAUGGCCCAGAGUAUGCUGAGGAGGACCCGGCCUAUUCUGGGGGCAGGCAUCAGAGCCCUAGAUGGGCCUCAACACCUGCUGAGGAACCAGGGGUGCUCCCGAAAGACACCCUGUGGCAGGGGCACUGGAAUGACUGCAGCAUGGAGGCGGGACAGUUCAGCCGGGCUGCCCAGGUCCUGGCUCGCCACUACGGGGGGAGAAGUGCCCACUGCAGCCUGGAAGAGGAGGAGGAGGAGGAGCCCCAGGAGGCAAGAACUCAGGCCUCCUGGGAGAUCCCUGCUGUUGGCUCGUGGCGGGCGGAUGAGGCUGGGUGGAGCCACAGCGAGGAGGAGGAGGAGGAGGAAGAGGAGGCCGCACUCUCAGCUGUGCAGGAGGGACAGGCCAUGGCUGGGGAGGGCCGCAGCGACUCCUUCGAGUAUGCCGAUGAGGAGGAGGAGGAGGAUGAAGUGAAGGUCUGAACAGCCACCGUCUCCUAUGGUCUUGGACCUCCCCAGCCUUCCCCGAGAGACAUCAGCUGUUGGGGGCUGAUGGGUAAGCUGCAGACAGGCGAACUGAUCCAAAGGGCUAGUGGGGAUGGAAGCAGGGGAAGCAACUCUAUGAUCCGCCCAGCGCCUGGGGCAGGCCCUCCCUUCCCCAAAGGGCAGGUUGUACAAAUGGGGAAAUGCUGAUGAUUGCAUGGUCCUUUCCCCUCCCCUCUUCCCCGCCGUGCCAGGCACCCACGCAGGGCUGCACCGGAACAGUCCUGGCAGGCUGCUGCGCCCGCAGUAAACAAUGGACAGGAGCAGAUCGGCGAAAACACUCCAACUGCACGGCUCACUCUGCUGUGUCCCCCUGCCCACUGAGCUAGAGACGGGGGGAGCAGGCUUGCUCCCUGCAGCGGCCAUGCUGGGCUGGAGCAACCCAGCCCCCUCCCUGGGCCUGGAGUGCUCUUGGCCGUUCUCCCAAGAACUGAACCUAGUUCUGCCACACAGCUUCUGCGGCCUUCACCCAGUGGCCAUGCUGUUGGGCUAGCUAAUUCCUGGUUCCCUCCUGCCAAGGGCCGCCCUAGCAAUCCAGCUCAGGGUUCCAGCCACCCUAGGACACAGCAAUCUGGUUCCUCUCGCUGCAGUAGAGGGGGAGUCCUCCCAGCUG
Messenger RNA from Pelodiscus sinensis (Chinese soft-shelled turtle), 3673 nucleotides. NCBI's taxonomy places the organism in Eukaryota, Metazoa, Chordata, Testudines, Trionychidae. The record is from RefSeq and is a predicted model, not a curated record.